CUUCAAUUGUAGGUGCGGCUCACUUGACCACGGACAAACGAACGACGGCUCACUUUAUCCAUCUCUGUGCGCCUUGGUGCGCGCCGCGCUCUUCGCACGUCUCUGUGUCACUCACACCAUGUGGAUUAUUUUGGCGUUUGUUUUGGCAGCUGCCCGUCCCGGUGGGAGCUGGGGAUGUCAACUACCCCAAGACUGGAGACCACAGACUGAAGCAUGCCGUGCCGAGCUUGCGGAGAUCAUCGUUUUUGCCAAAGUGUUGGCGCUGCACAAGGAGUCCUACAGUGUGUACAACUACCUGCCGUGGGAGCACGACAACGACCUGCUCUUCUCUGCCGAGAUCGAGCUGCUGUGCGAUCAGGCGUGGGGCAGCAUGCUGGAGGUCCCCGCCGGCUCCAGGUUCAAUGUCAGCGGUCUGGGCUACUUACCCUGCUUCUCCUACAGCGUCACCAAAAACAACAACUACUACUUCUUUCUAAGGAUGGAUGAGAACUACAAUAUUGUUCCACAUGGAGUUAACUUCCAGGAUCCCAUCUUCCCCGACACGGCAGAGAACCACCGUAUGUUUGCAAGCCUCUUCCAGUUUUCCAACUGCACACCUGGAACUCAAGUCCACAGCUUUACUCCGGAGUGGGAAGCUCAAGAGGACAGCCGGUUGUUGUGCUCCUCUGUGCAGAAGGCUCUGUUUGAGGAGGAGGAGAGGGUGAAGACUCUCUCCCAGAAAGUGCGAUCCCUUGAAAAAUCCAACAGCCACCUCAAGGAGAAGGUAAAGAACCUGAAACGUCUGCUGCGCCAGGCCCAACGGGAACCCACCAAGGAGCAGCAGACCCUCAGCCUGAAACAGCUCUAUGAGUCAAAGACGACCCAAACUCACCCUGAUCAGGAUACAAUCCAGGAUGAAAAGAACCAGCCACUUAAAAAAGUCACAUCCAAGAAACUAAGAAACUGAUUGUGUAAAUCUGACUUUUUCUUCCUGGUGAGUGACAAGAAACGCACCAGAAAUCAGCAGAAACAACCAAUAGGUUCAAUCAGAUUUAAUUUAGUGUUCAUGUCUUCAACAUUAAAUCAAUGGUAGUGCUGGACACAUCAUAUAAAUAAAAACUUUUUACUAAAUGCUAAAUAAAAUUCAAACUUUCAUCUUUUGAAAAUGUACCUUUUUUCAGCCAUCAUAUUUUUUUUAUUUCUGCUCAUUUACAGAUUUAAUGGACGAAAAAGCAUCAGUUUCUAUGUUCAGCUUGAUUUGUUGUGUUGCUCAAAAUAUGAGAAGUGAAAACUCAGAAUGAGAGCAAAUAGGAAAAAAGCUUCUUCUGUGCAUUCAAGCUGAUAAGGUUUUAAAGGCGUAGUGCUGAUUUUUUUGAGGUUGGUUUCUGUGAAAAUUUCACAUACAUAAUAUGCAAAUACAAAACACUACAGAGUAGAGUUUAUUGAAUCCACUGUGAAAUUGGACCCACUGCAAGGAGCUGUUAGGUCUAAAAACUAAUUGCUAUUUCUCCAAGCUAAAGCUGUUCAAAGAGCUACCACAUCAGGUUAAAUAUUAAAUGUUUAUGACCUUCCCACAGAAAGCUACUUCAAACAAUCUGAACAUCACUUUUAGGCCGCAUGUCACGUCUUUAUGAGAAGCCUAAUGUGCUAAAUGGAAAUUGGGAAGUUUCAGGUUUCAUAAGAUGAAGGUAUGGCAGCUCAAAGGGCAAAAAAUCAGAUCUGAACUGGUGGGAAAUUUACCUUUUUAAAUGGAGUUGUUGCACUUUAGAUUUAGUGUUUUUGAGGAUGAGUCAGACCUUUUAUUCCACACCUAAUUUUAGAAACAGUUCAUCAAAACCGUGUGUUCUUUUUUACCCAAUCUUUAUGAAUAAAUAUGUUAUCAUAUUCCA
Molecule: messenger RNA, 1868 nt
Organism: Nothobranchius furzeri (turquoise killifish)
Lineage: Eukaryota; Metazoa; Chordata; Actinopteri; Cyprinodontiformes; Nothobranchiidae
Gene: ccdc3b
Product: coiled-coil domain containing 3b
Source: RefSeq, a predicted model, not a curated record